Molecule: messenger RNA, 8421 nt
Organism: Sinocyclocheilus grahami
Lineage: Eukaryota; Metazoa; Chordata; Actinopteri; Cypriniformes; Cyprinidae
Product: serine/threonine-protein kinase WNK1-like
Exons: 17
Coding region: 352-4848 (1498 amino acids)
Biological process (GO): protein phosphorylation
Molecular function (GO): protein serine/threonine kinase activity; ATP binding
Source: RefSeq, a predicted model, not a curated record
AAUGACGGCUGUCUCUGGGUCGCUGCAGGAUGGAUGAAGUGGAUUUGACAGUUUUUGUCUGUCACCAUCAGUGCUUGCCUCUCAGUGACUGUGUCUUGUUCUUUUACGUUUAUAAAAGAACACCUCCUCUCUUGGGCUCUGGCCCCUUACACUGUAAGAGUAACUGUUAGUAAGGAAUACCCCACGGAGGGGGCCUUCCAGCAAACUCUGUGGUUCACGUGAGCUUUUAUUACUUUUUCUCAUAGGCUUUUUUUGUGCCGCAGAAAGAAGACAUUUUUGCAGGUGAAGGUUUACAUUUGAGUUUUUUUCAUAAUAAUUUAUUUAUAAAUGUAAUUUUUUUUUCCUGGAGAGAUGUCGUCGGAAAAUCCCAACAAGGUGGUGACCUUCUUGGCCCCUCCACCUCCAAAGAAUGUGAAUGGCUCCGGUUCGGACUCACUGGUGGGUGAGAAGCUAGACACGGAGGUCAGAAAACGACGCCACACCAUGGAUAAAGAUCUGAAGACGGCUGAGCACAGAUUUUUUAGGCGUAGUGUCAUCUGUGACUCCAAUGCCACAGCCCUCGACUUGCCCAGCAAAGCCUGCAUCCUCAACUCGCCUCCGGACUGUGAGCAGUUUGUUGUGCCUGCAGUGCUGGGUUCGGCCCCUGAUGUUACCAUUGACACCCAAGUGGGUGUUUCGGGUGUCCUAUUGGAAGAACAUGCAGAGGAUGGAAGAGCUGCUGGGGUUGAUGGGAUUGUGGAGGUACAGAGCCCAUCUGUGCAGGAUGUGGGUGUGAGGCAGAUCGAGGCCCUUGGGAUGGCAGAGACGGAGCCCAGCGAUGUGGGUGACAAGGAGCAGGAGAGCGGAGUAGCAGACAAACGUGAAGAGGAGGAGAGAGGGGUGGCGAAGGCCCGUGCUGAAGCUGAGCAGAGGGAGGCUGAGAAAAAGGUUCAGGAGGACGAAGAAGUGGAAACCAAAGCUGUGGGCACCUCACCUGAUGGGCGUUUCCUCAAAUUUGACAUCGAGAUUGGACGCGGCUCGUUCAAAACCGUCUACAAGGGUUUGGACACGGAGACAACGGUGGAAGUAGCGUGGUGUGAACUUCAGGAUCGGAAGCUUUCGAGAUCAGAGCGCCAGCGCUUCAAGGAAGAGGCCGGCAUGUUGAAAGGUCUGCAGCACCCAAACAUUGUGCGUUUUUACGACUCAUGGGAGUCGCCCUCCAAAGGCCGCAAGUGCAUUGUGCUGGUCACAGAGCUCAUGACGUCAGGAACCCUAAAAACCUUGUCUUCUGCCAUCUCAGAUUGUGUGGUUUGUCUAGAAAUUGAUCAGAUGAUUUUCACCUGGCAGACACUAAAGCGCAUAAAGCAUGCACCAUAUGUAGUUUUGUUAAGUCCCUGUGGAGCUCUAAAAGGAUUUCUUUCACAGCACAAAAGACAUGUUGAUUUAAUGUUCUUUUGUGUUUCAACCCUGCAGGGAGUUAAACCUGGCAGUUUCGACAAGGUAGCCAUUCCAGAGGUGAAAGAGAUCAUCGAGGGAUGUAUUCGCCAAUACAAAGAUGAAAGAUACGCCAUCAAGGACCUUCUGAACCAUGCCUUCUUCCAGGAGGAGACUGGGGUGCGGGUGGAGCUGGCUGAGGAGGAUGAUGGGGAGGUGAUUGCCAUCAAACUCUGGUUACGUAUUGAAGACGUCAAGAAACUGAAAGGCAAAUACAAAGACAACGAAGCCAUCGAGUUUUCCUUCGACCUCCAUCGAGAUGUGCCAGAAGAUGUGGCUCAGGAAAUGGUUGAGUCGGGCUAUGUUUGCGAGGGCGACCACAAAACCAUGGCCAAGGCCAUCAGGGACCGUGUGUCCCUGAUCUGCCGCAAACGAGAGCAAAGACAGCAGGUGCGAGCCAAGCAAGAGAAACGCAAGCAGGAGGAGGAGCAAAAGCAGUUGUCUAGCGAGUCUUUGAAGAACGUGCCCAGCUCUCAAGGUUCUGCACAGAGUCAGUGCGGUUCCCAACCUCCGACCCCUGGCCUCGUCCAGCCUGAGUGGGAGGAGCCUGACGCAGACCAGCAGCUUCAGUACAUGCAAAGUGGAAUUACCUUGGCUGACGGGGCGCUUGACAGUGGUCAGGGUUCAUCCGUGUUCUCAGAACCUCACCCCAGCCAGCUCAGCAUGUCGUAUAGUUCUCCUGCAGCGUCGCAACCCCAGCAGGUGCCUGGACAGGCCGCCUACCCUCCCAGCUCUCAAGCUCCCCAACAGCACACCGCAUACCCCCAGCAGCCCAUGCCACAAUCAGUCAGUCAGCCGUACGGUGGAGGAGGCUCAGGUCUGGUCGAGCCCCAGCUCUUUUUCCCCACCAUCCCGGAACGGCCCGUCUCGUUCUCCCCCCCGCCAUCUUGCUCGCCUAAAGCUUUCAGCGUGCAGCGCCGAAAGAGCACCUCCAUCCUGGAGGCCCACACUCGUCACUUCCAACCCGCCUACCAUCGUAGCUACGGCAGUAGCCUGCACCCGUUUUCUGGCAUGGAAGCUUUGGCCCCCGGCUGUGAACCAUCCCUGUUCAUGAUGCCCGGGAUGGCGGCUCAAAGGUUGGCCGAACCACUGCACCUACAGCCCCCAGCAGAACCGCUAUACGGAUAUAAAGACAUGAGAGCCGAGCAAGAGGAAGCUGUGCGCAGACUCAGCCUCAACCAGGCUGCAUUAAUGGACCAUCUGGAAGCCAUGGCAUACAGUGGCUACCCUAUGACUGCACAUCAGCUAAGCCACAUCAGCUUCCAUCAGCAAAUGCAGGUCGCCGCUGCAGCUAGCUUGGCCUAUGAGACUCAAUCACAGCCUGGGCCAGCUUACCUACACCCUCAUGUCCAGAGUCACAUGCGCUUAACCCACAGCCCGAUCCCGCAACUGCCUUCCAUGAGUGUGUCUAGCUCUGCCUCUGCGCCGCAACAAACCGCAGCUGCAGAUCCAAGCUAUCAGCCCCAUUUGUUUCCCCAUUCCGCACCACCUGUGUUGGCUCACACAUCUGAGCCGAGCACCGCCUUUGAAUUCCACAUGCACAACCUCCAGGCAGACCCAGCCAUGCUGGCGUCCAGACUGUACCGAGCCCGCCGAGGCUCCAUGGACCUUAACCUGGAGGAAGCGUCUGGCAGCCAGGGCUUGUGUGGUCGAUUGCAGCCCGUUACUGAAGAACUGUAUAGCUACGUGAGCCCGGAGCUGCCCCUUCCCCCGGGCAACCUGCUUCUCCAUGGACCUAAAGAACUCAGUCCUGAACCUUCAAGUGACUCCAUGACCUCCUCCGAUGCUGGGGAGUUCCACUCGCCUCCACCUCAUCCUUUGUUCCAAUCUCAAGACUGUUCUGCAGCUCAAUCCAUCCCACAAAUGUUGUACUACAAAACAGAUGGAGGGAGCAACAUCAGCGAAGGACACCCACCCAGUCAGACGAUGUUUCUGUUCAUUCCACCUUCUGAAUCAUCCACCAUUCCGUCCUCGCACAUCAGUGCUCUGCAUAGUACCUGGGCCCGUCAACCAUCCCAUCCACCGGACCUCAAAUACCACGAGCCUGCCUUGUCCCAUCAGGGCGCUACCUUGGUGCAGAUCCCAAUCCCUCAAUCUACAAGUGCCAUGUCUCUGGUUUCCUGCAGCACCCCAUCAGCCACCUCUGCUUCUCAACAGUAUGGAGGUUACUACAUCCAAGCACUCCCUUCGCAGGCUGCUGUUCCACAACAAGUUUCUCUGGGGCAGACAUUCCAACCAGGUGUCUCGUUAUCCCAACAGCAAGUUCCCCAACAGCCUCCCAGCACUGUGGUUCAGAGCAGUUCCCAGACACAGGUCCAGCCCACACAGCUACUCUGCGUACCAACUAUAGCAGGUGCCCCGUUUCUGCAGCAACCUGUGCCUGAAGCGCUGACGUGCCCGGCAGCCGUGCCUGUGCCAGCCACGUCCCUGUCAGCGUUGCCGCCCCAUCUACCCCAAUUGGUACCGCCUCUAGUGACAUCUGUGCCAACCAUCUAUGUGGUCACAGUCCCCUCCCCCACCGAACAGCCGUGUUUGCCAGCAGACAACCCAGCGCAGACAUCUCAUAGCGUCUCUCAGACUUUGACGACAGAGUUGUCACAACUCCAAACCCUCAAUUGUGAGAACCUGUGUUCCGCUUACACCAGUGACGCCACGCUCUCUGCGCCCAGUUUGUGUGUCACCUCGCAAGGCUGUGUAAAGUUCAGCUGUGGGUCGGAGAGGGUGACCUUCAAACCAGGUGGCAGGAGGACGCGUUUUCUGAGUACGCCCUGCUUGGCUCUUUGGAAGAUGGUGAAAAAAGUGUGCCCCUGCAACCAACUUUGUAGGACGAGCAGCACCAACACGGUGGCGGGAAACGGUCAGAAUCAAUACCAGCCGCCCGUCUCUCAGUCCCAGAGCUGCAAGGGCAUGUUCACAGACGAGCUGCACAAAUUGGUGGACAACUGGGCCAGGGACGCUAUGACCCUGUCGCAGGGCAAGAGAGGCUCCAAGCACCAACAACAAGUGACUCCUCAGGGCCACAGCUACGAAAUGGUUCCUCCUACCAAUAUGGGCCGUAAGUACUCGGCUCCAGGCCAGCUGUGCCCAAGCAUCGCUUCAACUCUCAGCAGCCACCCGCCCAUGCCCAACACUCCCGCUACCUCUCUGGGGGCCCUGAAGGGCUCCUUGUGUCCCACGCCGCAGUACGGCUACCCCGCCGCACCUUACAGCGCCCAGUGGGCUAGUUCGGCCACGCACACCCAGGCCGGUCUGCUGGCCACCUCACAACCCCUGGGACAGUAUCCCCAGGUUCCGACCCCUUUACAGACCUUCCACAUCAGCACUUUGCAAAAGUCAGUCAGCCACCCGGGUGGACCCAACCUGAAGACCACGUAGGGCAGGGCCUAGCCGUGCCAGGCCUAAAUAACUCUCGAAUUGGGGGAAGGAAGGGGGACGGAUUGGGCAAGUGUUUGAUUGCAUUGCAGAGAUUCUGUCACAAGAGUUUCCUUUGGGAUGGUUGAGGAAGAAGAUGCCGGAAUCCUCCUGCAUGCUCACAGAUAUGCCACGGGGAUGAUGCACAACGAUGCAAAGAAUAAGAGAAGAUGAAAAUAAAACAAUGGACACUUGUGUGCAAUGUUACGUGGCCAAAGAAGGUGUGACCAUUUUUAUUGUUAAGAUGUGUAGUGAUGGCAUCCUUCACCACCCAGCCCCAAACAUUUGUCAAGGGGUUUGAGAUUUGCUGACCUAAAAUGGAAUAGAUGCCACUGGCAUCCAUCUGUAUGUCCUCCUGAUAAAUUCAUACAUCAAGCAUGUCAACAAACGGAGGUCGGGUGGGUGACGGUGAGCAGCGAAGAGUCAAACCUAGUGUCCUUGUUCCCCUCUUGCCCUAAACCCUCUGCUGCAAUGCCAUGGAAUAAUGCAAUAAUUACAAUGGUAGAAAAAAGCCCAUUUUAAAACACAGGAAGUGGCCUUCAUUAGAUGAAAUGACAAAAUCCAUGUACAGAUAUCCUUUGUUUUUAAAUUGGGUUAUGAGGGUUUUGAUUUCAUUCAUUUGGUUUGGUUGGUUAGUUGGUUUUUCUUCCCUAUGCCCUUCAAGCCGGCCUUGUGUAGCAGAAUGGUAUGGACAGUUAUUUUUUUUUGUCAUGUUCAGAGGCCUUUCAGCUGCCCCCCGAGGUUUGUACUACAAAGCUUCUACAAGCAUCCCAGCAUGCUUUGCAGCUUAUCCACUCUCUUACCGUCCUCUUCCGGUUUUCUCAUCAGGCCACACCACAAGGUGACGUGUAAAAUGAUGGAUAAAAUCAGUUGUAUUGGGGUUUGGAUACGAAACUGGGGGUCACGGGAUUUGUCGCCUUCGAGACCUGUGAAGCUUUGAAUCUAUGGCUAAUGAUCAGCUUUUUCUGAUCAUGGCAGCAUUAGGGGCCUCUUACCAUAGUUUGAUCGAGACAUUCAAAUAAGUCGUGUUCUGUAUGGACCUGUAUUUACUCAUCAGUUAUUGAUGUUGAAACACUGUGAUUAUUACAAAUGUUGUUGGACAACAUUAGAUAAAAAAAGUAGACAAAAAAACAUGAAAUUUUGGAGGGGUUUGGAUAUUAGCGUUCGUGAGAUGUAAGGCUAGCUAUUUCAUUAUUCACAUCUUAUUGGAGACACUUUAACUUUUUUCCCCUUUGUACUUUCUUUAUAUUAUUAGAUCAAUGUGAAUGUAAAAUGGAUUCAAUUAAUGUACUUGAAGAAACCAAUCUUUCCCUCUUUCCCUACGCCCAGUGAGCUUUCUGAAGAUUCUAGUGCCUUGCGUUAUUUUAGUUUUUUGAAGUCGGGGUUUGAUAUGUAAGGCAGCGGAGAGUCUCAAGCGUUGCACUUGGUUGGAGUUGCUGGUCUUUGGACUUCACAGAGGGUGAACAUUAAUAUACUGCAGAAAUGAGGUGCUGGUUUGGAUGCCGUUUUGAAUUGGCUACGACUGAAACCAUUUGAUGGCACAGUCCUAGUCUUUUGGGAAAGUCGAAAGCUUCGAAUAUACGGUGUGCAAACACACAAUCCAGCCAUUAUAUCACAUUCAAAGGCUGUGGAAGUGCUUGAGGGUUGCGUUUUAGAUACUUCAUCAAUCAACCUUAGUGUGUAAGUAUGCCUAUCAUCAGUGCACCCUUUCUAGCGUAGACGAGUCAUUUAAAAUGCUAUUGACAACCAGUCUUUGUUUUCCAGACGGAUUCUCAAAAGGUGUGAACGGUUCUUGUGAAGGUGAAGGAUCGGCUCAGAUAGAAACGCAGGACGAGGAAAGUUAGUAUGCAUGGGACAGUAUGUUGUAAGUACUUCAAAACCACCAAUAGCUUAGAUGUUUUUCUAGCACUGCUUGAUCGGUUUUGACACCAUCCAGUGUCAAACCCUCUCCGGUGUGCGAAGAGAGACACGUUUUGGCAACAGAUGCGAUGGAAAGUGUAACUUCAUGAGCGAGAAAAGGACCAGAAAGGUGGGAAAAGACAGUUAGCAACCUUCACCGGCACAAGAACGGCACUCUCUGCCAAAACAGCACUGUCAAAGACUAAUUCUCGCUGGUUUCUCAUCAAUCCGCUUCUUUUGAACUCUCACUGCCCAUGUAAGUUCUCAAGUCACUGUGCUGGCAACGGCCUUUGGUUUUGUGGCAGAUCAGUAGCUUCAUUUUGGGGGAUCUCAACUCUCUUUUUGUAGCAGUCAGUCAAAUCACUCUUGUAAAUGCUUUGGUUUAUUCAAAAUACUAGACCUGCAGUGUCAACCUAACUUUUAGUGUCAUGCUCAGCACAUUAAGCUGUGCAGAUGAAUCGAGAACAGUCCUGAUCCACCAGAAACUAAUGUACAGAUUCUUAGAGCAUUUGAUUUGGGGUACAAAAGCAUAGUGGAGAUGCUCAUCAAAUUAACUACUGAAAGGAUGUAGAUUACAACUCGUUACAUACUGCUUAGUGUGUCGUCUGUGUGAAACGUCUGGUACAGGAACUUCACUUUAGGUCAACUGUACAGUUUAGAUUCUCAACUGGCUCUCUAUAUUUAAAAUGCGAUCGUUUUACCUUUAUCUCUUGCUUUGUACGCAACGCUUUACCUGUAGACAGCUCGUUUUUACCUACUUUGUCAUUUGGUUCGUUCAAACUGUGAACACAUCAGAAGGUCUUUAACAAAGAGGUCCAACCUGCUCAGUGUUCAGGCUAAUGAAAUCUGUGUAAUACUACCUUCUGAGUGCCAUGUCCCUUGUUCCAGAUAUGAUGCAAGUGUUAAUUUGCUCUCGCUGUAAGAAACAGGUCCCCCUGUUUGACUGUAGAGGGCGCUAAUGUAACUGCAGUGCAGGAUGUACAACAAAAUGAGAUUUACCUCUGACCUCUGAUGUAAAUGAUACAGCACCUUGGAAAAUGUAGUAAAAAAAAAACACUUUUUUUUCUUUAUCGUUCAGUUUGCUUUUUUUUUUUUUUUAAUGCGUUUGUAGCGUGCUGAUGUGCGCACGAGCCAUUCAGUAUCGAUAGACAUUCAGUUUGAUGAAAAACAAAUUUUUUUUUUUUUGCAUGAGAGUAGUUACAGAAAAAAAAUGCACACAAACUCACUCAAAAAGUAUCUUAUUGAAUGAAACCUUCCUUUCUAGUCGCUCUCCUGUGGAAAGAAAUACAACAGAACAAUGUUUACUUAAUGCUACUGACCUGUCAUUAAGUUAUUUUGUUUUGUACUGCUAUCUGAUCCGCUUGUUUUGCUGUCUUUUGAGUUUCUAGAGUUCCUCUGGCGACUUUCAUUCAGUGUUUUUUUUUUCUCCGUAUGAUAUUUAACAGUGUACAAAAUGUUAAAAGAGUUACUUAAAAUGAAAACCAAACAAAAACAUGUAGGGAAUCAUCGGCAAUGUUUAACUGUAUGUUUUGCACUAAGUAUAGGAUGUUCUAGCUUCAUAUAAAACUGCGCUUUGCGCUCCAAUAAAACAGCAUUUGUUACCCUAUUUGUAAACUUAAUAAAAGUCAUUUAAAUAAA